Messenger RNA from Anisakis simplex (herring worm), 516 nucleotides. Lineage: Eukaryota; Metazoa; Nematoda; Chromadorea; Rhabditida; Anisakidae. The record is from the annotation of a GenBank genome assembly.
AUGGCAACGAUGAACGCAAACGCGAACGCCAAUAACAACAACCGUCAAAACGUUCAUAAUCAUCAACAGCCAACAAAUCUGAUGAAUACAUCUUCAACUGGAAAUGUUCCCACAAUAAGCACACAAUCACGGCGACGUUCCGUCAAGAUCACCAAUGAGUCUCGACUGCAUCAAGAACAAGGCAGACUCAUCCUCGGACAGUUGCCAGUGAAUCGUAAGCGAUCAGCACCAACGGAUCGUCUCAACACUGCACAAUGGUCCAGUGUUUUGGCACUAUCCGAUAAAACUAUCCAUCAGGACAACCGAUGCGUUGACAGUAUGUUCACGGCACAGAAUCGGACGUCGGUGAAUCACAAUUAUUUUCUGAGUGUACAAACGCAUAUUACGGCCAAACACCGACAGCAGGCUGUUGAGUGGCUUCUUGAUGUGAGUGAAGAGAAUUCGUCAUUAGAUUUCCGUCAUUUUUCUGAAAAAUUCUCCAAAAAUUUCAACCUCAGCUUUCUGAUGCCUUAUUGA